Molecule: messenger RNA, 2741 nt
Organism: Gadus chalcogrammus (walleye pollock)
Lineage: Eukaryota; Metazoa; Chordata; Actinopteri; Gadiformes; Gadidae
Gene: sgpp2
Product: sphingosine-1-phosphate phosphatase 2
Exons: 5
Coding region: 104-1330 (408 amino acids)
Biological process (GO): phospholipid dephosphorylation; sphingosine metabolic process
Cellular component (GO): endoplasmic reticulum membrane
Molecular function (GO): sphingosine-1-phosphate phosphatase activity
Source: RefSeq, a predicted model, not a curated record
GGCCGCACCUGUCCCGCCGCUCCUCGCUCUGCAUUCUGCACGUGAGGGCUCUCGACGCAAUUACGCUCACACACAGUUCCCGGCUCGGUGUUGUGGUGCCACCAUGUCAGAGUGGCUGGAUUACCUGAACGACUCGACCCUCGUCGCUCGCUUCCAGAGACAAUGCGGGCUCGUUCUGUCCGACGCCGGUCCCCGGGACAGCGGGGGGAGCACGGGGAAGGACCACCCGCUGCGAUCCGUCACACAGCGGGCCGGUAUGACACAUGGACACGUGUCGGAGAACUUGCAUCCGCAGAAUUCUCCCGAACAUAACCAAAAGAUGAACGGAUACAAAGGGAAUGAACACGGCGGGGUCAGGCCUCGGUACGAGGUGAGGAACUGGCCUCUCUACGUCCUCUUCCUGCUGUCGGCGGCGCUGGGACACGAGGUCUUCUACAUCACCGUACUGCCCGGCGUCCACUGGCACCUCGACCCCUUCCUCUGCAGACGGCUGGUCAACACCUGGACCCUGGUGAUGUACGUGGGCCAGGUGCUGAAGGACCUGCUGAAGCUGCCUCGCCCUCUGUCGCCCCCGGUGGUCAAACUGGAGAUGCGCGUCGACGCAGAGUACGGCCUUCCCUCCACGCACGCUAUGGCUGCCACAGCCAUCGCCUUCACCCUCCUGCUCAGCGCCACCUCAAGGAUCCAGUUCCAGUUUGAAGUGGGCCUGAUGGUUGCAGUGGUCCUGUCCACUCUGGUGUGUCUGAGCCGUCUCUAUACCGGCAUGCACUCACUUCUGGACGUCCUGUGUGGAGUGUGGCUGUCGGCGGGCCUCAUGCUCCUCACCUACCCCUACUGGGAGGCCUUCGACCGCUUCCAGCUGACCAGCCCCCUCUCCCCCCCGGUGCUGGUUGCCCUGCCCCUGUUCCUGAGCUACAACUACCCCCAGCUGGACCACUACAGCCCCACGCGCGCCGACACCACCACCAUCCUGGGCGUGGCGGCCGGCUGCUCCGUGGGCUACUGGACCAAUGCGCAGCUGGGCGUGACCUUUGAGCCCCCCCAGGGGGCGCUGCCUGUGGCCCUGCCGCCGCUGACGGCCGGGGCGCUGGCAGCGGGGCUGGCCCGCUACUUGGUGGGCGCAGCGGUGUUGCUGGCCACGCGGUGGGCCGUGCGGGCAGCCAGCCUGAGGGCGCUGUUUGCCUGGUACAGCGUGGAGCCCGGCGACGCCCCCAGCGCCGCCCGCCGGAGGGAGAUCGAGGUGCCAUCAAAGUUCCUGACGUACUCGGUGGUGGGGCUGGUGAACGCCGUGCUGGUGAACCGACUGUUCCUCCUACUGGGGAUCUUGUGACCACCAGAACCAGCUGUGACCUCAUAUCCAGGACGCUGACGGUGAUACCGGUCACUCGUCCAACGCUACUCAAUAGAGAUCCUGAGACACUGCUAGACCCUGCUUACAUAACUUUAUACCCACUCAUCAUGAAACAAUGGCCCAAUCCCAAUGUCUGGACUCACAGACUUUGCUGCGCCUUCUUGCGAAAUUAUUAAGGCUAGAGCUGUCCCAAUGUCGAAUUCCAAAGGGUGUGAGGGUUUGAGUCCACACUUACCGAGCCCUUUCCGUGAGUCUGCAUCACUGCAAACUUCACCUAAGGGAAUUACCCACAGGUCAAAGCCUUGUGACGUUUACCACGGGGACCAUAGGGAAAUCCGGAAGGUAAACAACAAGACGAAGCUACUGUCAAUGCGCAACCAGAUGGGAAUUUCUGUGUUUUUUUUUAGUGAGCCGGAUCAUUUGGAUCAGCUCACCAACAAGAGCCGGCUCUUUUGGCUCCCAAACGGCUCAUCAUAUUACUUAUACCUUUUAUAAUUCAGCCAAAUGUAGCCCGUUCCGACUUAUGAUUAGCAUGUGUAGGCCAAUAAUCACCUAAUUCAAUACAUUCUUUAUACGGAUGUAUUCAAAAGUAAAAAUUAUAUUUUCUAAUAUCAAUAAAUUGCUGUAGCCGAUUGUUUUCAUUGCAUUUAAAAAAAAUUAUAAUAAUUAAAUGAGAAUUCAGCAGCAUCUUUGUCAUUAAACGUUGCCAAGGUAACAUGUGCUCUCGUGAAGUGCUGUCCCAAUCCCAUAUAUACCUAUCUGAGCCCAUGUGGCUUCACGCACUCACUCACUUAGCACCUGAGAUCAAUUGAGUCUGUGAGUCCCGUGAGUCCAAGGACUGGAAAACCAGUCCGAUGGUGAAGCAUUCCCGGCCGUCUGUUGGCCUGACUGGGUGGUAAAGAGCCAAUGUUUAGCCCUGCUGCUCUGCUCAGACUAAACACACAGCAACAGGGCCUGUUGAUACGCUGUUCUGGAACAGCAUGUUGAUGAUCCAUGACCAACAUGCGGCAGGUGCUGAACACUGAGUCAUACAGAUACAUACAGAUAAUUGUGCUCUUGUGUACUUGUACAAUAAGAUGUAAUAAAAGUAAUAAUGAUUCUGAUUCUGGAGGGAACACACAUGACAUCACAUUAUCAAAACUUUUAUUCAAGACGUUAUUCCGAAGCACCAUUCUUCCAAAUGGAAAUCAAUGGAAAGCUAGAAGCCUGCAGAACCAGUUUAUGGACCAUUAUUUUGAUUUCAUUUGUUUGUAUUGUUCCCUUUUGACAAGUCAUUUAUGGAGUCAAACUCAUUGUUUCUUUAGGCUUACUUAGGCUUGAUGUGAAGAAAAUUGGAAAGACAACGAUACAAAUCCCUUAUACAGAUCCUUUAUUUUACCAAUCAUGUGAA